This is a messenger RNA of Helianthus annuus (common sunflower), 2019 nucleotides long. Its product is annotated as LEC14B protein. The record is from RefSeq and is a predicted model, not a curated record. Gene Ontology annotation, cellular component: Cul4-RING E3 ubiquitin ligase complex. The transcript is spliced from 10 exons. Gene Ontology annotation, molecular function: protein binding. Lineage: Eukaryota; Viridiplantae; Streptophyta; Magnoliopsida; Asterales; Asteraceae. Gene Ontology annotation, biological process: proteasome-mediated ubiquitin-dependent protein catabolic process. The coding region runs from base 234 to 1697 and encodes 487 amino acids.
UUUUCAACUACCGCCAAAGUCACCAAAUUCAAUAAAAACUGCUCAAAGGUUUUCAAGGUUUUUGGUAGGUGAUUGAAUUCAACAAAGAAAACAUCUUCAUCUUCAUACUGAUCUUCAGUCUCCAGUGAUCUACAGGGUAUGCAAGCUGAAAAUUAGAGAUGGUAUGAAGGAGCAUGGUGUGGUGCUUUAUGCUAUUCUAAGACUCGAAUCAUUUACAAAGUGUUUACGUUAUAAUGUACUUUAGGGGUUGGUCCACACUUAUAGGUGACAUGGGAUAUGCCCUAAGUAGAUUGGAAAUCGACCCAGAUUAUUCUGAUAACGAAUCUGUUGGAGACGAUAAUGACAGCCACCAGUCUUCAUCACAAAAUGAUGUGGAUCCUGAAGUUGCUCAGUUAACAAAGCUGAAGUCCGCACCCCAUGAUGGAUUGAAACGCGUUCUUCCACGAAGGGGGGAAUUUGAUGUUUCGCCUGUGAAGAUGUUAGCGGGUCGAGAAGGGAAUUAUUCAGGUCGUGGGAAGUUUUCUUUAGCAGAUCGUUGUCAUAUGCUAAACAAAUAUUUACCUGUUAAAGGUCCUUCUAUUGUUGACCAAUUGACCACCCGGGCUUAUGUCUCACAGUUUUCAAAAGAUGGGUCCCUUUUCGUUGCUGCAUUUCAGGGAAGUCACAUUAAAAUUUAUAAUGCUGAAAUGGGGUGGAAACUUCACAAGAAAAUUGUUGCUGAAAGCUUGAGAUGGACAGUUACUGACACAUCUAUUUCACCAGAUAAACGUUUCCUGAUUUAUUCAACUAUGUCUCCUAUAGUCAACAUUGUAAAUAUUGGAUCUGCUGGAACAGAGUCUCAUGCGAAUGUCACGGACAUACACGAAGGGCUAGAAUUUGCAGCUGAUGAUGAAGAAGGAUAUGCAUUUGGAAUUUUUUCUGUAAAAUUUUCUAAUGAUGGUAGAGAACUUGUAGCCGGAAGUAGUGAUGAUUCAAUUUAUGUUUAUGAUAUUGAAGCAAAAAGACUUUCCCUUCGAAUUCAAGCGCAUACGUCAGAUGUAAACAGUGUAUGCUUUGCUGAUGAAGCCAGCAAUCUAAUAUAUUCUGGGAGUGAUGAUAAUCUCUGUAAGGUUUGGGACAGACGUUCCAUCAGAUCAAAAGGAAAGCCAGUUGGAAUCCUCACGGGGCAUCUAGAAGGAAUUACACAUCUUGAUAGCCGUAAUGAUGGUCGUUAUUUCAUUUCAAAUGGAAAAGAUCAGACUAUUAAGCUUUGGGAUAUCAGAAAAAUGUCCUCUAAUGCGGCUCGCGCUCCGAUAUCCAGGAACUAUGAAUGGGACUAUAGAUGGAUGGACUAUCCAUUUAGGGCACGAGAUGUAAAGCAUCCAUCUGACCAGUCUGUUGCUACAUACAAAGGUCAUUCAGUAUUGCGUACACUAAUACGCUGCUAUUUUUCACCAGAAUAUAGCACUGGCCAAAGGUAUAUUUAUACUGGAUCUCAUGAUUCUUGUGUGUAUGUUUAUGAUUUGGUUACUGGGGCCCGGGUUGCAAGACUUGUGCACCAUAAGUCAACCGUGCGGGACUGCAGCUGGCACCCUUACUAUCCAAUGCUCGUCAGUUCUUCGUUUGAUGGAGAUAUCGCAAAGUGGGAAUUCCCUGGAAACGGAGAGAACCCGAUUCCCGUGAAUAACAGUAGGCCUCGACGACAAUAUUAUGAUUAAACAAUCUACAAAAUAAAAUCUGUAAGUUUCUUUCCCCCUAAAGUAAAAGAUAAUAAUAAUAAUAAUAAUAAUAAUAAUAAUAAUAAUAAUAAUAAUAAUAAUAAAUAAAAGUAGAAGAUAAUAAUAAUAAAUAAUAAGGAAGAGAUGAAACAAACGAAUAGAGGAAAUGAGUUUUUGUUGUGCAGUAUACACCAUUCUUGUAUGAUUUGUCUCGUUCUAUUUCCACAGAAAAGAUUUUGUAUAUAUUAUAAGUUCCUUUUUCAUGGGAAUAACAUAAAUAUAUGUAUAAUUAUCUAUUUAUUGACUUAAAAGAUGUGUUGCA